Molecule: messenger RNA, 699 nt
Organism: Fusarium keratoplasticum
Lineage: Eukaryota; Fungi; Ascomycota; Sordariomycetes; Hypocreales; Nectriaceae
Exons: 1
Coding region: 1-699 (232 amino acids)
Source: RefSeq, a predicted model, not a curated record
AUGGAAGCUGUAGGGCUUGCGGUCGGGGUGGCAGCCCUAAUUGGUACUCUCAAAGAUUGCAUCGAUCUCUAUUUGAUGAUCUCAGCAGAUAUGUCUCCCGGCGAGGACGCAGCAUUGCUUACAACGAAGCUGAAUGCCGAGAAAAGGCUCUUCUUCAAAUGGGCAGACCGCGUUGGUUUGGCGAAGCCACGGAAAUGGGACAGACGGUUGGAUGACAAAGAUCUUAAUACAACCGUCGCUGGAGUCCUAUCUAGCAUCAAGACUCUGUUAGGGGAAGCAAAGGCCCUGGAAAGCCGAUACGGACUUGAACGUCGCGGCCUGAGCAUCGACAGGACCUCGUUCGCUGACGUCAACCUACCCAAAGCUCGUGCGUCGCGAAUGGAGCGCUUUUUUCGAAGGUUCGAUCAAGUUGAUUUGAGCAAGAGUACUCUGAAGGGAGGCAAGGAAGCCAAGAAACUCGGUGUCAAGGAUAGGUGUUGCUGGGUUAUACGCGACAAGGACAAGUUCGGGCAGUUGCUCCAGGAGCUCUGCUACCUCAACUCACGACUUCAUGAUCUGGUUCCAGACACGCGCAUCCAACGCCUCAAGCAGAUUUUGAAAGCGGCUUCUGGCAUGCCGUAUGCUCUUGAAGCAGUCCAACGAGCAAUUCGGACUGCAAAAAGAAAGGAAAAGUCGGACUCUUCAACGGCUCGGGUUUAG